This is a messenger RNA of Thyridium curvatum, 1491 nucleotides long. RefSeq lists its product as uncharacterized. Gene Ontology annotation, cellular component: membrane. Gene Ontology annotation, biological process: nitrate transmembrane transport; nitrite transport. The transcript is spliced from 4 exons. Bases 1 to 1491 code for a protein of 496 amino acids. NCBI's taxonomy places the organism in Eukaryota, Fungi, Ascomycota, Sordariomycetes, Thyridiales, Thyridiaceae. Gene Ontology annotation, molecular function: nitrate transmembrane transporter activity; nitrite transmembrane transporter activity. The record is from RefSeq and is a predicted model, not a curated record.
AUGGGCUCCAGCUUUCGGUUCUCGGACCUGUAUAGGGCUCCAGACAUCAACCCCAUCAACCGCAAGGCCCACUCGAUCCCCUUCCUCAACCCCAUUAAUAUCGUUUUGGGGCUGUUAACAACGACGAUCAAGGCAGACUUGAAGCUCACAACUGAACAAGUCGCCAACUCCAACAUUGUCUCGCUCUGUGCCACCCUCCUCAUUCGCGCUGUAGCAGGACCCCUGUGCGAUCAGUUCGGCCCCCGAAUCGUCUUUGCCGGAACGUUACUCGUCGGUGCCAUCCCCCUGGGCCUUGCUCCUCUUGUCCAGAAUGCGACGGGGCUAUAUGUGAGCCGAUUCUUCAUCGGCAUCCUGGGCGGCAGCUUCGUCCCGUGCCAAGUAUGGACCACUGCCUUCUUCGACAAGAACGUGGUCGGCACUGCCAAUGCCCUCACGGGCGGCUUCGGUAAUGCCGGCGGCGGCAUCACCUACUUUAUCAUGCCCGCCGUCUUUGACUCCCUCGUGCACAGCAUGGGGUACACCGCCGACAAGGCGUGGAGGGUAACCUUCGUCGUGCCCCUGAUCAUGGUCCUGGUCAUUGGCAUCGGCCUGCUGCUGCUGUGCCCCGACACGCCCACGGGCAAGUGGAAGGACAGGUUCCUCCGCGCCGAGCAGAACCUGCACUCGCACGGCGUGGACUUCGCCGACAGCGCCGACAACGUCGUCACGGUGCCGGGCCUCAUAACGGACCGGGCCCCGUCGGACCGCGAGAAGAGCCCCGAGCAGGACGAGACGUCUGUCAAGAUGCCCGCCGACCACGAGGUCGCCAUCUCCCGGUCGGAGAUGCUCGAGACGGCCAAGGGGGAGAUCGUGGUCAAGCCGACGGGCAGGGAGACCUGGAUGGUGGCCACGUCGGCCCAGACCUGGUUCCACAUCGUCACGUACGUGUGCUCCUUUGGCGGCGAGCUGGCCAUCAACUCGGUCCUGAGCUCCUACUACCUCAAGAACUUCCCGCGGCUGGGCCAGACCGGGGCCGCCAACUGGGCCGCCAUGUUCGGCUUCCUCAACUUCGCCACGCGGCCGCUGGGCGGCCUCGUCGGCGACCUGCUGUACAACCGCGGCGGGCGCAACCUGUGGCUCAAGAAGGGCUGGGUCACGGCCUGCGGCCUGCUGGCGGGCGCCAUGCUCGUCGUCAUCGGGCGCCUCGACCCGCGCGACGAGGCGACCAUGUUCGGCCUCGUCGCCCUCAUGGCCGUCUUCCUCGAGGCCGGCAACGGCGCCAACUUUGCCCUCGUGCCGCACGUGCACCCCUUCGCCAACGGCAUCGUCUCCGGGCUCACGGGCGCGGGCGGCAACCUCGGCGGCGUCGUCUUCGCCGUCAUCUUCCGCUUCAUGGACGGCGGGAGCAACUACGCCAAGGCGCUGUGGGUCAUGGGCGUCAUGCACAUCGGCCUGAACCUCGCCGUGUGCUGGAUCCCGCCCAUCCCCAAGGGCCAGGUCGGCGGGCACUGA